Messenger RNA from Panthera uncia (snow leopard), 900 nucleotides. Its product is annotated as basic proline-rich protein-like. Lineage: Eukaryota; Metazoa; Chordata; Mammalia; Carnivora; Felidae. The record is from RefSeq and is a predicted model, not a curated record. The transcript has a single exon. Bases 1 to 900 code for a protein of 299 amino acids.
AUGGUUAAUAUUAACUUCCACUAUCACGCUCCCCGGGUUUGGACGAAAGAGCCUGCGGGGCGCCGCUUUUCGGACUUCCCUCCGGCUGGAGAGAUGUCCGCACUCUGGGGGUUGGGAAGCAAGUCCACCCCCAGCCGAGGCGGACGUGAACGGAGGAGAGGCCUUCCUGGAGGCGGCGGCGCGGCGCCGGGCUCUGGCGGUACCCGCCUGGCGACCGGAACUGGCUCCCCCCCCCCCCCCCCCCACCGCCGGCGGCCCCGGGGCCAAGCCCCCCCCCCCCCCCCCCCCCCCCCCCCCCGCCGCCCCGAGCAGGGCAUCCUCGCGGGCCGGCCGCUACGGUCCCCCAUACGCGGGCGGCCACUGGCCCGACUGCCAGGGGGCGGGACGCGCCCCCAGCCCACGGCCGCCCACGCGGGACUCGUCUGGCGCAGGAUCCGGCCUUCUGCACCGUGUGCGGCUGCCUCGGGGCCGUCCGGCGACCCCUACACCCUCGCGACUCCGCGGGGCCCGCUCCGGCCACAGGCACCCGGGCUCGGCCCCCCCAAGCCCCGGGCCUGGCCGCGUGGAGCUUGGCCGCGUGGAGCCUCGCGGCGCCCGCCAGCGCCCCCUAGCGCCCCGCGCGCGUCCUACGGCGGGAAGCCCUCCCCGCGGGGCCGCGGGCGGCGGGCGCGGCCUCCCCAGGCAGCCGAGGCCGCACCGGCCAGGCCCCCGGCCUCCUCCCCAGGCGCUGCCCCGCCCCGACGGCGCGCACCGACCCAGCCGCGGCCUCCCGCGGGGCCGCUCCGGCGCGGGCUCGAGUCCUCGCCUCUGUCCCCCGGCGUCCGUUGCCAGUGCACGGAGCGUUGCCGCAGCCGUCACAACGCGCGAAGCGCUCCUGGCUUUCUGCCAACCGACGUUUGA